Molecule: messenger RNA, 3090 nt
Organism: Tetranychus urticae (two-spotted spider mite)
Lineage: Eukaryota; Metazoa; Arthropoda; Arachnida; Trombidiformes; Tetranychidae
Product: potassium voltage-gated channel subfamily A member 1
Biological process (GO): action potential; protein homooligomerization; potassium ion transmembrane transport
Cellular component (GO): membrane; voltage-gated potassium channel complex
Molecular function (GO): delayed rectifier potassium channel activity; protein binding
Source: RefSeq, a predicted model, not a curated record
AAUUUGAAAGCCCAAAAAGUAUAUAAAGAUAAAUCAAAAUAAAAAGGAGCAGAAAAAAGUUGUUUAUCUUCGAAGAGGAAAAAAGUUUCAUCUCGUUGGAGGUAAAAAAGAUUAAGGAGUAAAAUAAGGGAAUAAACAAGAAAGGUAAUUGCAAGUGGAAAACAUAAUUUUACCUGUUUCAACAGAAGAAGAAAAAAAGGAAGAAAAUUUUUCUGUACAAAAAAAAUUAGAUCAAAUAGUAGGAAACAAAAUAGCAAUAGUAGUGAAGUGAAGGAGUAAGAAUAUUGUUGCCAUUUGAAUCUUGCAAAACUGGAAAAAAUCAUUGGAAAAGGCGAGUUUUUCAACCUUCCUCAUGAGGAAUCCAAUGGAUUGAGUUUUUCAAUGAAAGUCACGAUAUGUGGAAGCUUGCAUCAGCUCUUUGGGAAGCAACUAGAAAAAGAUCUUUGUCAAAAUCGGAACAAGACACGGAAUCUCAUUAUCAAGAUACAAGUUCAAAUAACAACAAUAACAACAACGAGGAAACUCAUCAGUCUUCAUCGGCAGUCAAACAAUCGACUACAACUGGACCAGUUUCCUCUUCAGUCUCUUCAUCUCAACCUCAUCCAUCACCAAAACAUACUCGUCCUGCUCAUGGAUCAUCACACUCACCAACACCUUGUUCAUCUCCAUCAUCACCCUCACCUGCAUCAUCUCAAUGUGACAUAUCUCUUGUAUUGCCUUUUCGUUUUGAGCCUCUGGACCAUGAUCAUCAUCUCUGUGAAAGGGUUGUCAUCAAUGUGAGCGGGCUUCGUUUUGAAACUCAACUGCGAACUCUUCAUAAUUUUCCAGAUACUCUUCUAGGUGAUCCUAAUCGCCGCAUUAGAUUUUACGAUCCAAAUCGUAACGAAUAUUUCUUUGAUCGAAGUCGAACCGUUUUUGAUGCCAUUUUGUAUUUUUAUCAAAGUGGAGGUCGCUUAAGGAGACCUGCUAAUGUACCAUUAGAUGUUUUUGUUGAAGAGGUUCGUUUCUUUGAGCUUGGUGAUGCUGCUUUCAACAAAUUCCGUGAAGAUGAAGGUUAUGUAAAGGAAGAAGAAAAACCAUUGCCAAUUAAUGAGCUUCAACGUAAAGUUUGGCUUCUUUUUGAGUAUCCAGAAAGCUCACAGGCAGCUCGAGUAGUGGCCAUAACCUCGGUUGCCGUUAUCUUAAUUUCCAUUGUGAUCUUUUGCUUAGAAACUCUGCCCGAGUUUAAGCAUUACAAAAUAUUCAAAACAUCUAGCAAUAUAACCCGUGUAAUUGAAGAUGAAGUGCCCUCUGUCAAUGAACCCUUUUUUAUCAUUGAAACUCUUUGUAUAAUAUGGUUUUCAGUAGAACUUUCAGUUCGUUUUCUUUCCUGUCCAUCCAAAAUUGCAUUCAUAAAGGAUAUAAUGAAUUCAAUUGAUCUGAUGGCAAUCAUACCAUACUUUAUAACACUAGCCACAGUUUUCGGUGAUAAGGAGCAAGAUCAUCAUAAAUUUGUCAGUGAAAAACAAAGCCAAGCAAUGUCACUGGCUAUACUUCGAGUGAUUCGCUUAGUCCGAGUCUUCCGUAUUUUUAAGCUUUCUCGACACUCCAAAGGAUUACAAAUAUUGGGGAUGACGCUGAGAGCUUCACUCCGAGAACUUGGACUUUUAAUGUUCUUCCUUUUUAUUGGAGUAAUUCUUUUCUCCUCAGCAGUUUAUUAUGCUGAAGCCGAUUCCGAGCGAUCUUACUUUAAAUCAAUUCCCGAUGCUUUCUGGUGGGCUGUAGUUACGAUGACUACUGUAGGUUAUGGUGACAUGAGACCCAUUGGAGUUUUGGGUAAAAUUGUUGGAUCUCUUUGUGCAAUUGCCGGUGUAUUGACCAUUGCUCUCCCAGUUCCAGUUAUUGUUUCCAAUUUUAACUAUUUCUACCAUCGAGAAACUGAUCAAGAAGACCUCCAGUCGCAUAAUUUGGAUCAUGUUGGUAGUUGUCCAUUUCUUCCGACCAAUCUUGGAGACACUAGACUCCGUCAUACCUCUUAUAGUGAUCUUAAAUUGAACUAUUAUACCGACGAAAACGGUCAAAAGAUUACAAGGCCUCCACGGAAACAUGCCAAGGGAUAUAGUGGUUCUGGUAGUUUUAAAAAUGUAACUAUUUCUAUCAGCCAAGAUGGUCAAUAUGAGUCCAUUGUGCAAGGCCGAAGAGAAUCAGUUAGACCAUGUGAUAACACAAUAUUGGAUGGAUUAAGAAGUGAAGAUGCUCGUGUAAAAAUUGUUGAAGAUACAAAUGGUGUCACAAGCUCUAGACAUCUAAGCCAUUAUCACAAAUUACCUCGAGAAGAUCGCAAACGCAGAUCCGUCAAAGUCAAAGUCACAGAUUCAUAUGGUGAUUCUAGUGAUACUUUGAAACCCUCAGUUAGUGAUACUAGAGGUUUAAGAAGAGGUUCCAUGCUAUCAGGUUAUGGGUCAGUAAGUGGUCCAGAUGUUAGUGGUUUUGUGAGUAGAUCAUCAUUCAAAGGUAAUAGAUCAGUUAAGCCAACAUUGCCAUUGUCUGUAUUAAAACCAGUCCCACUUCCACAUUCAUCUUUAGCCGCACCAGGCUCUCGAACCUUACCAGGAUCCUCAACAGCAUCUACAACUUUCCAUAUGACCAGUGCAAUUCCUCCAACAACCCGAGCUUCGCUCAGAGUGCGAUCAAAAACCAAAGGACAUUCAGUGACACGAACGACUUCCCUUGUAGAAAGUUCACAUAAUCCAAGUGACGCAGGUGGUUUUUUCAAUAUUUGACAGCACACAAAUAAACAAAUCACGGGGCAAUUACGAGUCAGGCGUUUCUGGCAACCAUAAUGGAGGCACUAAACAAAACCUAAAAUCAAAAUAAAAAUAAAAAUAUUAUAGUGUGUAUGCAUAAAAAAAGUGUUUCAUAAACACUUACAAAUCACUUAAUGAAACAAAAAACACAAAGCAUCAAAACAAAACGCCAUAAUUCACCAACAUAUCAUAAAUGUAAUUGUUCAAUUUGUUUAAUGUAAAACUAAAGCCAGAAAAAUUUCAGGUUAACAAAUUGUUUUUAUCAAUUUUGAACAUAAACCUUAAUGAAUAUUCUUCUUGUCAA